GUGCCAUGACACGAUGCUUACAGUGGAGCACACGACGUUGCAUCUGCGCCAAGAAGGAAAUUGUAUAAGAGAUGGAGACCCCAGGUUCCGGCUUUAUUUGACAAGGACUUGCUACUUCGUUCCUCGAAGACGAUUUGACAACCAUGGCACCCUUGGAUCACAAAGACGGUGCAAUUGAGCAUGCACCCCAGACCAUGGAGCACACCAAGCUUAGUGGAGCUGGACUGGCCGCCAGCCUGAGCCCGGAGAGGAGGGUCGAGGUCGAGAAGACGCUGAAGCGCAAGCUGGACAUGCGAUGCUCAUUGUUCGUCCUGAUCUACAUCAUGAACUAUUUGGAUCGCAACAACAUUGCUGCGGCGCGUCUUGGAGGACUGCAAAAGGACCUGAACAUCAACAACACGCAGUACGCGACGUGCUUGUCCAUUCUCUACGUCGGGUACAUUCUUAUGCAAAUUCCGUCCAACAUGAUCAUCAACCGCGUCCCCCGCCCGUCCAUCUACAUUGGCUGCGUCAUGUUGGUUUGGGGCAUGAUCUCCACUCUCUCAGGAAGCGUGCACAACUUUGCCGGCAUGAUCACAAUCCGUUUCUUCAUCGGUUUCGUAGAAGCUGCCUUCUUGCCCGGCGCCCUACUCAUCCUCUCUAAGUGGUACACGAGGCGCGAACUCACGCUUCGAAACGCCAUCCUCUUCUGCGGCAACCUCAUCUCCAACGCCUUCUCAUCCCUCGUCGGCGCUGCUGUUCUUGGAAACAUGGAAGGCGUUCUCGGCCAUCGUGCGUGGCGCUGGCUGUACUGGAUCGAGGGCGCCGUCACAAUGGCCAUCGCCAUCUCGGCUAUCUUCAUCCUGCCCGAUCUCCCACACAACACACGCGGCUUUACCGAAGAGGAGCGCGCCGUAGCUGUAUUGAGGAUCACAGAGGAUGCGGGUGAGGCCGAUGUCGAUGACUCUGAGGAUUCCGCGUUCGCCGGCCUUUUUAUGGCCGUGAAGGACACCAAAAUUUACAUUAUGAUGUUGACGUUCACCGCCUACGUCGUGGGCCUAUCCUUCAACGCCUUCUUCCCCACGCUCACAGGCACACUGGGCUUCGCUCGCAUCCCCACGCUGCUCAUGUCCGCGCCCCCGUGGGCCUUCGCCUGCGUCGUCUCGCUCAUCAACGCCUGGCACGCCGACCGCCAGCAAGAGCGUUUCUGGCACAUUGUAGGCCCAAUCAUUGGGGGAUUAGUCGGUUUCGUCAUUUCUAUGUGCACGACCAACACGGCGGCGCGCUACGUCGCCCUCUUCCUCCAAGCCUCCGCCUACGCCGGCUUCAUCGUCUUCUACUCGUGGAUCUCCUCCUCAUUCCCGCGCCCACCCGCCAAGCGCGCCGUCGCGAUCGCCAUGAUCAACGCCUUCUCCCAGCUCGGCAACAUUGCCGGCUCGUAUGUCUGGAACAUGUCGGACAACGGGUACAGGAAGAGCUACGGCGUUGUGCUGUCCAUGUUUUGCGUUACGAUCCUGGGCUGCUUCAUCUUUAGGACUGUGCUUGUCAGACUGAAUAAGCGCCUGGAUGAUGGGGAUGAUGUGUGGGUUGUGAGGGAUAAUGUGGCGGAGCAGACUGCUGCGACUGCGGGUGUGGAUAUUGAGGAGGGCCAUCGCUUGAUGAAGGGGUAUAGGUAUCUUGUUUAGAUGCGGGGGGUUUAAAUGAAUCAGUAUGAGUAAUGAGACAAUUGAAACACGUUCACG
This is a messenger RNA of Dothidotthia symphoricarpi CBS 119687, 1721 nucleotides long. RefSeq names its product MFS general substrate transporter. The record is from RefSeq and is a predicted model, not a curated record. Gene Ontology annotation, biological process: transmembrane transport. The transcript has 2 exons. NCBI's taxonomy places the organism in Eukaryota, Fungi, Ascomycota, Dothideomycetes, Pleosporales, Dothidotthiaceae. Gene Ontology annotation, cellular component: membrane. The coding region runs from base 144 to 1664 and encodes 506 amino acids. Gene Ontology annotation, molecular function: transmembrane transporter activity.